Messenger RNA from Medicago truncatula (barrel medic), 1262 nucleotides. RefSeq lists its product as uncharacterized. The record is from RefSeq and is a predicted model, not a curated record. NCBI's taxonomy places the organism in Eukaryota, Viridiplantae, Streptophyta, Magnoliopsida, Fabales, Fabaceae. The coding region runs from base 250 to 666 and encodes 138 amino acids. The transcript has 2 exons.
AAUAACGUGGAUGGAGUGUUAUUUGAAUAGAAGGCUCGAAGGAGAAAGAGAGAGAAAAUGCGUUUAAUUGCGUUUGAAGAGUAACUUCUAUUCUACCCUUACCUUCCCCAAUUCAACUACGUUCCUUUCUUCCUUUAUCGUUUCCAUCAAAUUCAAAUUCCCCAAAAUCUAAUUUCUUCGAAUACAACCAAAUGAAUUUAUGAAUCUCCUUCUCAUUAGGUCACAAAAACGCGGUUUGAAUUCGAAUUGAUGUCUGCUUCUUCUGACGAUGAAGAGAUCUCCAAUCGAAACGGUUACGAAAGAGGAGGUAGUGACGGUGAUGACGAACAAGACGAAGAAGAUGCAACUGGAAAGAAGAAGAAGCACCGUACAAAAUUUGAUUUUGGAAAACGGUUGGUACUUAAUCAAUUUUCAAAAGCCAAGAAUCAAAUUCGUAGAGUUAGAAGCAAAAAACAUCUUCUUUCAUCCUCGUCAUCAUCAACAACAAUAACAACAGCGUCUUUUUAUAGGAAUGUAAAUGUGAGUAGCAGAGGUAAGGUGGUGAUUAUUCAAGAUGGAAUUUGUCUGUAUUGUUGGGUGUUUGUUCUGUCCUGUCUCAUUUUGAAAUUCAGUGGCAUUAUGUCUGAGAAGAGAACACUUGCGGUGAAUUUAUGGGAUGUUCAAUGAAAAUGGUUUAGUUGAGGGGCAAGGCAAGAAUAGCAUCAGAACAUGUAGAGAAACUCAUAGUGAGAAUAUCUGUUGUCAUUUUCAUUUAGAGCAAUGUGGUCCAUUAAGUUGUGGUUAAAAUAUGAAAGGGUGAGAACUGCUUGAUCAGCUGUUGGUUUGAAAGAGGUGGAUGAAAAUUGGAAUCCUUGACAUUCAGGAACCUCUACUUGUCCUACCUCUUUUGAUCGUCCGAGAAGUGGUGUAUUGUGUAUAUAAAAACUGAAUUCCCUGCUAUAUUCAUAAUCUCUUUGUUAGCUGUUUGAAAUUUUUGAUUGGUUUCCUCAUGUACUCAUCUUUUUCAUUCAUGUUUUGAGUCAUUGUUAUUUAUAAAAUUAGCAACUGAAACACAAGUCUUUGUUACUGUCGUUCAGUUGGAUUGAGUGGCAUGCUCUGAUUCUUAUGUAUAUGUUUUUGAGGAUAUAUGUUAAUGCCUCACAUAUUUUAAUCUUCAUAUAUUUGGAAAGCUGUAGAGAACUUAGAAACAAAAUUUGCAUUCUGGAUUGUAUACUUGGCUCAUAGAUUGGUAUGGCUUAUGUUAGUUGCUUUUGUUUUUAACA